Molecule: messenger RNA, 2633 nt
Organism: Mytilus trossulus (common blue mussel)
Lineage: Eukaryota; Metazoa; Mollusca; Bivalvia; Mytilida; Mytilidae
Exons: 7
Coding region: 350-1033 (227 amino acids)
Molecular function (GO): DNA binding
Source: RefSeq, a predicted model, not a curated record
ACGUCAACCGUAAACAGGUCGUACAACAACAAAGUGUAUGUGGCAAAAAUCUAUUUGUUAGUUAAAAUCAAUUUAAAAUGGUUAAAUAUUUAUGAAAAAUGAAAUGACACGUCAUGUAAACUACCAAUAGAUAACAUAACUGUAUAAUUGAUAUUGAUGAUAAGCUUAGUUUUUAAUAAAAACUGUUUGUCACUAUUUCAUAACUAAAACCAUUGAACCUGACACUGAGGAACUCGGUAUCCGUAUAGCGUUUAGUAUUGACGCUGUCAUAAUAGGCAUUCUGCCAUAUACACAGUUCUAUUGAAGUGUAUACAACAGAUGUAUUUAUCAGAAGAAGAAAUAAAAGACUAUGCCAGUAGAUCGUCGUGCAGCAAUACAGCUAGGACUGUUGUUAAUGGCAGUACCAGCACAGUAUUUGUUUACUAAAUUCAUGUCUACAACUGAUUCACAGAGAAGCUAUGCUCUAAGAAACUUAGUGAAUGAUGCAUCUGUGUUCCAAGAGAAAUAUUUAUCAUGGCAGACCUGGAAACGAUGGUGUACAGAUCUUCUCAAUUCUGUCUCUUCAUUAUCCGAGUCAGAUGACCCUUCUGUAGAUGACCCCCAGGGAGAAUCUCCAGCCUUAGAAGUGUUGAAAUAUAAAGAUCCAGAAGGACAUUUUGCAGCUUCUACGCAACCCAGAAGUCCAAGACCUCCAAAUGUGAAAUACAGAAUAGGUCAGGUGAUACGACAUAAAAUCUGGGGUUACAGAGGGGUCAUUGUUGGCUGGGAUCCUAAAUGUAGGGCACCAGCAGAUUGGAUAAAACAGAUGCAUGACAAAGAUAAACCAGAAUGGAGAGACAUGCCAAACUAUUCCAUUUUAGUAGAUACAAGAGAUAGAUUAACACCACAGUUAACGUAUGUUCCAGAAGAAAAUUUUGAAAUCAUCAGCAAUAUGAAGAUAAUGCAUCCAGGUAUUGAUGAAUAUUUCGAAGGAUUUGAUGGUGCUCAGUAUUUACCUAGACCCUGGAUGAAGGUCGUCUAUCCACACGAUUGAGUGGAUUCAAACUAUUGUAUUUUGUGCUAUCAGUUUUCACGAAAUUUCACUUGACAGUAUUGGAAUUCAUAAAUAGAGGAAUAACAUAGCAAACCAAGUGAGAAAGAUAACAAUGGCAUUAUUGAAAUGAUAAAUAAUCAAAUUUAUUAUUAAUUAUGCAAUGUGAUAUAAUGAUUACAUGAUCAGAUGUUCUUCUUUGUGUUGGCAAAUUUUAUUUUAAAAUAGGGCAAAAGGGAAUUGAAAAUUGCUUUUUUUAUUUCAUUUUAUAUUUUCAUGGACUUUUUUAGCAUGGCUUUAUAAAAGAAUGUAUAUUAUAGGAAUGAUUUUUUCAGUGAUAUGAUCUUUCAAUGCUACAAAAUAUAAGUACAUUUUUAUGCAUGAUUUUGUUCUGAUAACUGAUGAAUGUCAAUUAUUCAAGGACUGCCAUUAGAGCAUUUUUUAUCAGAUUAAAAACAAUGUUAUAUUAGGAUAAGGAAAAGCUAAUAAAAAAAAAUUGGUAUGUAUUAACACCAAGAGAGAUUUGUUUUCUCAGUAUACUGUCCAGAAUUGAAGUUCUUUGCAACUGUUUGCCUUUCAAUUUAUGUAUCCGGUAAGUCCUCCAAUAUAAAAGAUAAAAUUUGCAUAUUGAAGAACAAAUAUAAGAUUUUGUUUAAAUGCAAAAUUUCAACUGUACAAAUUCCAGUGUUGAGCAAUAUUAAUUAAAAGUAAAAAUAAGAUCUGUUUUUAUGAAGUAUAUUUUUUUUGACAUUUUUGUUUACAAACUUAUUUUUCGAAAUUAGAUGUUGAUCAUGAAUUUAAAAAGGUGGAUUACCUGAACAGUUCAAACCUAUCAAAUGUCAUUCAUUUGAUUGGAAUUCAGAAAACUGAUAGCCCAAAUUACUUCACCCAUAAGUCUUUCCAUUUUUUUUUCACUAGGUUUUAGUAGUGCAUUUGUUUACAUACACCAUGCUUCUAUAUUUAGACAAAUUUUCUAUAUAAUUAUGAGGCUAUGUAAACUAAUACUAAAGGACUCUCAUAAAAAUAAAGAUGGAAACGCAAAUGAAUUUGUAAUUCACAGAAAAUUCCACAUCAUUUCAUACUUCUUUGUGGUACUGUUUUUAAUUAUGUCAGAAAAAUCAUGAAGAAUGUUUGGUGGCAUAACUAAUAUUGUAUAAUAAUGUCAGUAUCUGUUUGAAGGCAACAUAUUUUCUAUUAGAUGAUUUGUUUUGUUCCAAUGACUUUAUAUGUUUGUUAUAUUGGAGGAUUGGUGAUGAAAUAAUAUCUAUAUAUCCAUUAUAGAUUUGCUCAACAGUGUCAUUAUUUAAGGAUAAUAUUUUUAAAAAAACAUUGUCAUCCUGCUUAAGUAUUUUUUGUAUGUUUUCUAAAAUUAUUUUAUACCAAUUUCAAAUGGUUUUCUUGUAUCAAAGUUAAGAGUUAUCUUGAUAUAUAAAAAAUUAACAUUGAUAUUUCAAAUACCUAAGUUUGAUGUAACAUAGAUAAAAGAAAAUAUUAAUGGUAUGUGUGUAUUUAAACAAAUGCUGUAAAUAUCAUAUAUGUUCAUACAUUUAUAUUGAAAAUACUUUUCAUUGUUAAUUUUCAAAUAAAAAUGUUAUUUUGUUGA